Molecule: messenger RNA, 3045 nt
Organism: Oryza sativa Japonica Group (Japanese rice)
Lineage: Eukaryota; Viridiplantae; Streptophyta; Magnoliopsida; Poales; Poaceae
Product: fructokinase-like 1, chloroplastic
Biological process (GO): plastid transcription; chloroplast organization
Cellular component (GO): chloroplast nucleoid
Source: RefSeq, a predicted model, not a curated record
CCCUUCAACGCGAACUGGAUAGAGUCGAACACCUUCGUCUUCUACCAGGCUUCCCACCGAAGGAGAGAGCCGGCUAUGGCCAUGGCGGCCUCCCCAUUCCUCAUCUUGCCAUCCUUAUUCCCCAAGCCCACCAUCCUCGCCGCGCGCAUCCACCCCAGCAUCUUCCGAGGCCGCCAUAUUCGCUGCUCCCCGAACGGCGCCGCCGUACCGGAAUCCCCUGAACCCGCCCCACGCCGCGGGCGCAGGAAGUCCCCAUCCCCGUCGCCGCCGAAGGCGAAGACCACGAGGCGCAGGACCAAGAAGAAUACGCAGGAGUCUGAUUCAGAGGGCGAGGAGGAGCCGCCGAAGCGGCGGGGCCGUCGGACAAGGAAAUCCAAGCAAGAGGCCGAGCAGGAGGCGGCGGAGAAGGAGGAUGAGGUCCGGGCGGCGAGCCCCGGAACGGAGGAUUCGAAGAGAGCGGUCCAAGAUGAGGAUGGGGAGGCGGAGGCGACGGGGAGCGACUCCGAAGACGGGGAGGAUUCGCCGUACGACUGGCCGCCGCUGGUGUGCUGCUUCGGGGCGCCGCGGUGGGAGUUCGUCCCGACGGUGCGGGUGUCGGACCGGCAGAUGCACCCGGACAUAUACUCCACGUGGCUGCAUCUGCAGUGGGAGCCUCCGGAGUUCGCGCGCGCGCCGGGGAGCGCGGCGAGCAACGUGGCCAUCGCGCUCACCAGGCUCGGCGGCCGCGCCGCGGUGCUCGGCAAGGUCGGUGACGACGACUUCGGCCGCGAGCUUGUGUACCGCAUGAACUGCGAGCGAGUGCAGACGCGCGCCAUCAGGUUCGACGACGGCGCGGCCACGGCCACUGCGCGCAUGAAGGUCGGGUUCCGGGACCGUGAGGACGGCAGCGGCGGAACGAGGCUUGUGGCUGAGACGGUGAAGAGCGCUGCCGAGGACUCCCUCAGCAAGGCUGAGAUCAAUGUGGAUGUUUUGAAAGAGGCUAGAGUGUUCCAUUUCAAUUCAGAGGUCCUAUUGACUCCCUCAAUGGAAAGCACACUCUUCAGAGCAAUUGAACUGUCCAAGAAAUUUGGAAGUAAAAUAUUCUUUGAUCUUAACUUGCCAUUGCCUUUGUGGAGGUCAAGGGAUGAAACAAAGGAGUUGAUAAACAAGGCAUGGAAUGAGGCUGAUAUUAUAGAGGUGUCAAGGGAUGAGUUGGAAUUCCUCCUUGAUCACGAGUACUAUCAAUAUAAGCGUGCCAAUCCACCUCAGUAUUAUCUGGAUGGUUUUCAUCUAACAAGGAACUGGCCACAGUACUACCAUUACACCCCCGAAGAAAUUGCUCCCAUUUGGCAUGAUGGGAUAAAACUCUUGCUUGUGACAUACGGAACACUUAGGAUCCACUACUACACACCCAAGUUUCAUGGCUGCGUGAUUGGGACGGAGGAUGCACUCAUAACUCCAUACACAACUGACCGGACAGGUUCUGGAGAUGCUGUUGUUGCUGCUGCUAUUAGAAAAUUGACGUCUUGUCCUGAGAUGUAUGAGGACCAGGAUACAUUGGAGAGGAAUCUGAGAUUCGCUGUUGCUGCCGGAAUCAUUUCGCAAUGGACUAUUGGUGCUGUGCGAGGAUUCCCUACUGAGAGUGCUGCCCAGAACUUGAAGGAGCAAGUAUAUGUGCCUUCUAUGUGGUGACUGGCGGACUGGUAAUCAUUUGUGAUUAAAAGAACAAUGCUCAUGAUAUACAAGUGUAUUUCAUGAGUGCUGCAACAGAGGUGGUCAAGGGAAAAGUUUUACCAAAACAGCUUACAGGCUUUUCAGGUAUCAUCCUAUCGUCCGUUCCAUAUUGUUUCAGUGUUCAGUUUUAGUUGGAAAAAUGUGUCUGCCACUUGGAGGCUUCCAUUGCUUUACAGUUUUGAAGAGCUAUGUUUACCUAUUGACUUCCAUGGUAGGGAUGCAAGUGUCUAACCCACUGACCCAUGUCACUAAAUUGGUGCUUCUUUUUCUGCACACAUUUAUGUUAGUGAUAAAGCUAAAUAAUCAGAAUGAAGUCACAAUUUCUGAAAUUGACUUAGUUUCACACAUUCAAGGAAACUUAACAGGGAAUGUGUUUAAGAAUUAAGAACAACAGUACUCUGUUUGAGAGGAACUGGCAACAUGGAUGAUAUUUAGUUAUGAUAUCGAGGAUGAUUGAUAUGAAAUGGAGCAAAGCAUAGAAAUCCAAAACAAUCAACUGAACUUAGUGAUAAAAUGUUUGUUGGCAUCAUGGCAGCACAAAUUCCUAAAGCAAACUUGAAAUGCAAAGACUCAAUGGAAUGAAAUAAACUAAAAAAGAAUUUACCAUUCAUCACUUGUUUCUUCUUGGGUACAUCCUGCUCUCUCUAUAUACAUCAUACAUGCCUAUCUGAAUAAAGCUGCAAUUUUGGGAUGAAUACAAAAUAUAAAAAGAGGACAGACUGUACAUAUGGAGUGUGUGAAGUGUGAACUACAUACAUGCACUAAAAAAGGUAUUCUUUCAAGCUAUCCCAUCACUUCUGGCACAUCUAUGCUUUGCUGGUAUUUAAAAUCUUUUUUACUCUUCCGUUUCCUGUAUACUUGAAUAAAUAAUCAACUGGAGAUGCAGAUCUCAGACGAUAAUAAAUGGACCUGCCCCUCCUGCUUCCUUUUCUAUGAAUGAUGGCUGCAUACACUGUUAAUCUAGGAAAAUUAUCUGUGGGCUGUCCCUGUCCAUUACCAGUGUAAUUCUUUGUUAGAAGAUUUUGUGUUUGUAUAUCCAUGCUACAUCAGGGAAGUGGUUGGAACUUUUGAAGACAAUAAUAUCACAUCCUCUUCAUAACAAAUCAGCGUCAUUUAAUCCUUUGCAUUCUUUUGCACAAGCAGCCUGGAAGGGGAUUUGCGUAGAAGUACUCCUCUUGCCUAGGACUUCGACCAGAUAACCUCUGAUAUGGACCCCCAAGUCUGUUUUCAUGAUGUAUCUUCACUUCACUUUGGAACUCAUUCCAUGUUAGUGUACCUUCAUCAAGCUUGUCAAUGAGUCCCACAAGCUUCUGCCUACAAUCAGUUAAAAAA